Messenger RNA from Micromonas pusilla CCMP1545, 2391 nucleotides. RefSeq lists its product as uncharacterized. Gene Ontology annotation, biological process: phosphorylation. The record is from RefSeq and is a predicted model, not a curated record. NCBI's taxonomy places the organism in Eukaryota, Viridiplantae, Chlorophyta, Mamiellophyceae, Mamiellales, Mamiellaceae. Bases 1 to 2391 code for a protein of 796 amino acids. The transcript has 3 exons. Gene Ontology annotation, molecular function: ATP binding; kinase activity.
AUGGCGCACAUGCAGGAGGUCAUCUGCCGCAGGAUGGCGCUCGCGUCCGCCACCGCGGAGGACGGCGCGUCGCGCCAGCUGUACCGCGCCGCGUUGGCGACGUUGCCCCGCGGCGGCGGCAACGGCGACGACAUUCGUCUGGGCAUCCUGCAGCUCAUGCGCGAGAACGGCAUCAAGGAGGGCCACCGGCCGGGGAUCGAGGACCCGUUCAUCGCGCAGUGGCACCAAAAGCUGCACUCCAACACGACCGUGGACGACAUCUACAUCUGCGAGGCGUACCUCCACUUCCUUCACACCGGCAACUGGGACGAUUUCUGGACGCAUCUGUGGGAUAAUCACGGCUUGAGCCGCGAGGACCUCGCGACUUCGCCCGUCACAUCUCUCCGCCCACACCUCGCUUUCAAUCCCCGACCUCGACGCCUUUCAACGCCAACUGACGCCUUUGAACUCCACCCCGACAUUCGCAUGAAGGCGGGCUGGCGCACCGAGGGCAUCCUCGGCCCCGGCAACCACCUCCCGCAGCUCAUCAACCCCAUGAAGCACUUCUACUGGAUUCUUCGCGUCACCCACGGCGGCGGUAACAUGAACUCGGCGAUGGACCACGCCAAUGGGCACAUGCCCGAAGAUAUCCAGGGGGAGAUUUACGGCGUCUUCGACAACCUCGACGAGCCGUGGGUGCCAAACAAGAUCGUCGAGCUCCGCGAACGGUUGUCCGGAACCUGGCGGUACGGCGAGCACACCAACCGCGACGUGGUGCUCCUAGACAUCGCCAUGGAGAAGUUCUACCGGAACAAGAUCGAGGGCAUGGACUUCUCCCAGUGGGACGACGAUUCCCGCCUUGGCCAACUCGAGAUGUCGAUUCGCAACGUCAUGGUGGGUCAAGAUUUCGACCGCAUGGGCGCCGCGUUUUCGUUUUUCCAAAAGGUCAACGGCGACUGCGGGCUCGCGCGCUGGAGCCCCGAGUGGUCCAAGGUGAUGGACGCCGCGCUCGAGUCCGUGUCGCUCGCCAUGGAGUACCACAUGGACGAGCUGUGCCGGCUGUCGCAGCACCCCGCCGACGUCAUCGCCGAGCAAGCCGGGUGCGAGCGGAGCUACAUCGCGAAUUUCGGCGAGGAACUCGGCGGCCUCGAGGACAUCCCACCCGGCGUCGCCGCGGUGCUCACGUCCUCGCCCGUGGAUCUGCUGUCGCACAUCGCGAUCCGCGCGAGGCAGACGGGCGUGCUCCUCGCGGCGAUGCCCGACCCCGCGGGAUGGGAGGCGUUGAUCGCGAGAGCCGGCGAGGGGGUCAAGAUUGACGUCGUGGGCGAGGAGGUGGUCGUGUCGGCGUCCGAGCUCGGCGUCGCGGCGGCGGCGUCCGCGGCGGGCGCGCCCGCAUCCGCGCCAGCGCUCGCGUUGCAGCCCAAGGCGGACGUCGACGACUGGGUCGUAGCGCCGGAGGGAUACGCCGCGGGCGUCGUCGGCGGCAAAUCCAGCUCGCUCGCGCGCCUCGGCGUCUCCCCGGCGGUCGCCGCGCACGGAAGCGUGCCCGCGUCGUCCGCGCUGCCUUUCAACGCGUUCGAGAGGGCGCUCGCCGCGGACGCGGCCACCGCGGCGAAGCUCACCGCCGCGAUCGCCGCGAUCGCCGCCGCGGACGCGAGCGGCGACGCCGCCGCGCGCCGCGCCGCGCUCGCGGAGACGCGCGCGACGAUCGAGCACGACCUCGCGAUGCCCGCCGACCUGGUCGCCCCGCUGACCGCCGCGUCCGCGGCGCACGGCGGCGCGUGCGCGCCCGAGGAUAUCUACCGCGCGGUGAAGAGAGUUUGGGCGUCCAAGUGGAACGAGCGCGCGUACCUCAGUCGCAAGGCGUGCGGCGUCGAGGAGGACGCGUUACACGUGGCGACGUUGCUCAUGGAGGUUGUCCCCGCGGAGGCGGCGUUCGUUCUGCACACGGCGAACCCGCUGACCGGGGACGCGACCGAGGUGUUCGGCGAGGUGUGCGUCGGCCUGGGCGAGGCUCUGGUCGGGAACGAGCCGGGCAGCGCGCUGUCGUUCACGGCGAGCAAAACCCCGGGCGCGGCGGUGGCGAUUCGCUCGCUGCCGUCCAAGCCCGUCGCGCACCGCGCGCCGUACACGACGAUGAUCGUCCGCUCCGACUCAAACGGCGAGGAUCUCGAGGGCUUCGCGGGCGCGGGGUUGUACGACUCCGUCACGGUCGUUCCCACGGAGUCGCACGUCGUGAACUACGCGGACGAGCCGUUGGUGUGGGACGAGGCGAAGCGCGCGGCGCUGCUGUCGCGGUUGGUGGCGUUGGCGGUCGCCGUGGAAGCGGAGACGGGCGCGCCGCAGGACAUCGAAGGGUGCGUCGUCGGGAACGAUAUAUACGUGCUUCAGAGCAGGAACCAGGUGCUGUGA